This is a messenger RNA of Verticillium nonalfalfae, 1473 nucleotides long. RefSeq lists its product as uncharacterized. Bases 1 to 1473 code for a protein of 490 amino acids. Gene Ontology annotation, biological process: base-excision repair. The record is from RefSeq and is a predicted model, not a curated record. The transcript has a single exon. Gene Ontology annotation, molecular function: DNA binding; DNA-(apurinic or apyrimidinic site) endonuclease activity; zinc ion binding. Lineage: Eukaryota; Fungi; Ascomycota; Sordariomycetes; Glomerellales; Plectosphaerellaceae. Gene Ontology annotation, cellular component: nucleus; mitochondrion.
AUGGCGCGAGCCUCUGCACGCAUCAAGGCACACCCCGCCAUCGAGCCCAAACAGGAACCAGAGCCCCCAUCACCCCGGAUCGCUAAAACGGCUGCGAACGCAAAGGACAAGGCGGCCAAGGCAAACGCAAAGGCGUCGCCCAAGAAACCGGCCCCCAAGCGCAAGGCCCCAAAGGACGAAGACGCCAGCUGUGACAGCUGCGCCGAGAAGGACGAGUCUUCGGACGACGACGAGAAGCCGGCCAAGAGGAGAAGAACCACGGCAGCACCCAAAUCGGCAGCCGCCGCCAAACCAGCAGCAGCAGCAGCAGCAGCAGCAAAAGGAGGAAAAGCCGCCAAGGCCAAACCGGCAGCAGACGGCAUGCCGCUCGCCGCCCGCACGGCCGUCACGUCGCUGAAGCGCGCCAUGUACAUUGGCGCGCACGUCUCGGGCGCCGGCGGCGUGCAGAACGCCAUCGACAACGCCGCGUCGAUCGGCGCCAACGCGUUCGCGCUGUUCCUCAAGUCGCAGCGCAAGUGGGCGUCGCCGCCGCUCGCCGCCGAUGCGCGCGCGCAGUUCGUGUCGCGCGCCGCCGCGCACGGCUACGACGCGGCGGCCCACGUGCUGCCGCACGGGUCGUACCUCGUCAACCUCGCGCAGGCCGACGACGCCAAGGCCGAGCAGGCGUACGGCUGCUUCGUCGACGACCUCGCGCGGUGCGACGCCCUCGGCGUGCGCCUCUACAACUUCCACCCGGGCAACACGGGCGGCGCGCCGCGCGCCGCCGCCUGCGCGCGCAUCGCGGCCCAGCUGAACCGCGCCCACGCCGCCACGACCGCCGUCGUCACGGUGCUCGAGAACAUGGCCGGCGCCGGCAACGUCGUCGGCACGCGCUUCGAGGACCUGCGCGACGUCAUCGCCCUCGUCGACGACAAGGACCGCGUCGGCGUCUGCAUCGACACGUGCCACGCCUUUGCCGCCGGCUACGACAUGCGCACGCCCGACGCCUUCGCCGCCACCAUGACCGCCUUUGACGACAUUGUCGGCCUCCAGUACCUCAAGGCCCUGCACCUCAACGACAGCAAGGCCCCCUUUGACGCGCACCGCGACCUCCACGCCAACAUCGGCACCGGCUUCCUCGGCCUGCGCGCCUUCCACUCCAUCGUCAACUAUGCCCCCUUUGCCGGCCUGCCCAUGGUGCUCGAGACGCCCAUCGACCGCAAGGGACCCGACGGCAAGUCGGUCGAGGACAGGCAGGUCUGGGCCGACGAGAUCAAGCUGCUCGAGAGCCUCAUCGGCAUGGACGCCGAGAGUGACGCCUUUGCCGCCCUCGAGCGCGAGUUGCAGGACAGGGGUGCCGGGGAGAGGCAGAAGAUUCAAGACCAAGUCGACAAGAAGACAGCCAAGGAGACGAAAAAGGCGGCGCCCAAAAAGGCCGCUGCCAAACCCAGGGGGCGGAAGAAGAAGGAGGAGACGGACGACGAGAGCGACUGA